UUUACAGGGGCACUCAGAUGGGCACACUGAAUGUUAAAGGGUACUCUGAUGUGCACAACAUAGAAUGUGUCCAGCAGAGUGCCCAUUAUUUUAUGUUCAGGGGCACUCUGACGGGCCCAAUUUAUGUUAAGGGAACACACAUGGGCACAUAAUGUGGAAAGAGGCAUUCUGAUGGGCACAUGUGAUGGGAAGGGGCACUCUGAUGGGGCAUAUGAUGUAACGGAGCACAUAUGGGGAAAUAUAAUAGAAAGAGGUACAUUGAGUGUAAGGGGGCACUCUGACAGGAAUACCAGUGUAAGGUGGCACUGUGAUGGGGCUGCUAAUGUAAGGGAGCACACU
Messenger RNA from Staurois parvus, 339 nucleotides. The record is from the annotation of a GenBank genome assembly. NCBI's taxonomy places the organism in Eukaryota, Metazoa, Chordata, Amphibia, Anura, Ranidae.